AUGGAUGCAUUGAAUGUAAAGAAUUCUACGAUUACGUUGAGUAGAACGAAUUCAGUGGAUAAAUUGAGUACAGUAGACAUGUGCAGUACAACAACUACUGAGGAUUACGGUGAACCAGUUUACGUGGAAGCUCACGGUGGAAAGAAUCAUGUCAUUAUGUAUCGAUCGAGAAGUAAUCCUGAAUUAGCUAUAGAAUUCUUUUUCCGUUCAUCAUCUAAAGAUGGUCGCUCACGUUACUAUCGUUGUACGAAAUGUUGGUACAAAUAUAAACUUAACCGUGGAACAUGUGCAACAUUGAUUGUUCGUGAUGGCCGAAUUAUAACAGAUCCAGAAAAUCCAGUAGUUCCUCAUCAAUGCGAGUUUCGGUCUUUAGAAAGUGUAAAAGCUAACCGGGCAUGGAUAGCUAGUAGAAAACGAAGCAUUAAAAAUACUACUCUGGAAGAUUUAUAUGCAACAGAUACCUCAGCAGUCAUCAAGAAUACGUUUAGUCUUCGUGAAAUCUUAGAGUUUUGGGCAGAAGAAUUGAGCACUGAAAUAAUUAGUAAACAAAGUAUGGAUGGGAAGGUCGAGAGUGGAGGUGAAACUGGUGGUACCAGUACUCCUUCUUCAACAUCAUCGAAAAAUGGUCGAAAUAUUGAUGAUAAUCACGUAUGGACAAGGGUGCAAGACGCUAUCGCACCAUCUGACAAUAUUGAUUUGAUCUGUGAAGAGUCUAUGGGGCUGUCUUCACCAUCUACUUCUCCACCGUGUUAUAGAUUUCCAAGUGUAGAUGAUAGCAUAGCUGGGUCGUCUGCACAGCAGCUUUGUAUAGGAACAAGUAAUGAUGUGCGAGAACUUAUUGGAAAGGGUAGUUUUUUGGACGCCGCAUUUACAGCAUCUAUGUUGAAGAAUAAUAGGGAUGCUUUGGGCAAAUUGCACCAAGCAAUUGAUAAAAACGAAAUUUUUGAUAUUGGUUUGUGCACUGCUUCAUGCUAUGCUGACGAUGUUUCAUUGGUUGAUAAUGUUUUUGCUUACAAAUUCCAUAAUGCAAAUAAUGUCCAGGAUAAAAUAAGCGUUUGUGAAGAGUGGUUAAGCUUCUUGGCUAAAAUCAUUCCGACUGCUACUUCUAGAUGGCUUUCGCAUUUUCAGUUCAGUGUCUAUUAUACAUUUCACAUGCUGUCACUUAUUUUUCGUUAUUAUGAUAACAAAGACGAAAAGAAACGCUUCUACAAAAUUUCGCUUCCCCUUUUCAGGAGUUUAUUACAAGCAACAGACCUGAUACCAGAAACUUCCGAAGAAAUAGUAGGUACAAAACUGGAUGUUCUUUUAAGUGUGUCAUUUAUUGCCUUGCACUUUUAUGAUGUCAGUGACCAAGAAGUUGUGAAAUAUAUUGAGAAAGAAAUGCGUUCUGUAGGAGAUGCGGUAGCCGGAAAUUAUUCAUCGGAAGCAGCAACGUUGAUGGUUCAGAAAGUUUUCCGAAUAAGUAAUAAUUUGGAAGAGCGAAAGCGUUUACUCAACGAUCGGGUAGAAUAUCCAUCAUAG
Messenger RNA from Thelazia callipaeda (thelaziosis nematode), 1521 nucleotides. The record is from the annotation of a GenBank genome assembly. NCBI's taxonomy places the organism in Eukaryota, Metazoa, Nematoda, Chromadorea, Rhabditida, Thelaziidae.